Porites lobata is the source of this 7598-nucleotide messenger RNA. NCBI's taxonomy places the organism in Eukaryota, Metazoa, Cnidaria, Anthozoa, Scleractinia, Poritidae. The record is from the annotation of a GenBank genome assembly.
UGAUGACCACAAGUCAACAUGGCGGACGAAGAGAGAGUUUUUCGAAUGUUCGUGAUCGAUGCUUUUACAAGUAAGCCUUUUUGUGGAAAUCCAGCCGCAGUUUGCCUCGUGGGAUCAAAAGUGAGUUAUCUUUAGUCAUGUUCAGAAUUCACUUUGUAAGCCGGGUUGGCUUGUUUAAAAUCUCGCGAUAACGUGAUCGAUAACGUAAGGCGCGGCGUGAAAGGGUCAUGAGUUCAAAUUGGAUGGGAAAGAAAAUUGUGAGUUUUGCUCUACCUUUUGCUCUACCUACUAGUAAAUUAGUCAUGCACAUGAUCCUCAAUGUACUAUUUUAAUAGAUCUUAAUGAUUCCCUUGUGCAGCAACUAGAUGAUGAAAUAUUACAAAAGAUUGCCAAAGAAAUGAACUUGUCCGAAACGGCCUUCGUCCUGGAGAAAAAUGACCAAGAUACAUACGACAAAGGUCAGAACAUUUCUGCAAGUGUGUUUUUUAAAACCCAUUUAUCUCUGAGAUCAAGAUACAAAUUCUCCAUACAUGUUGUUCUUUUUUUUCAAUUAGCCUUCAACUAGAGGCAUAGUGGGAAUGGCUGUCAGGGACAAACGCAGAGAUGUCAACGUCUAGAGAUCUAAACUCUAGAGCCUCUCUCUGCUGCAUUCCUCCCUUUCCUUGUGGAAGAUUUGAAUGACCAAAGCCCCCACCCAUUACAUACAUGCAGGUGGUGGUGGAGGAGGGGGGGUUGCUGCAGGGGGGAGCCAUAGCCCCCCAAACGAAAAUUUGGGGUGCCAGAGCCCCCUUACAUUUUGGUGCCCAAAAACACUUUUACGGAUGUAUAAUUUGACAUUACCUGUGACAUAGGUGACUUCAGAGUGCACAUUUUCUGCCCUCAGACAGCUCAAGAACUACCUACAUGUAAGAAGCACCAUGAAGCAGGACCUCCUAAACAAGCUUUAACAACUGCCUGUGGAUGCAUUGUCAUUGUGAAGAUUGGAAAUAUAAUUGCUUUUGCCAACUAAAAAAGCCAAGGGUAUUUUGGCGCAUACGCAUAGCUGAGUGGAACAUGAGCCCAACCCCCUCCGCCACGUUUCAAAAUACUCUGCUGGCUCUGCAAUAAACGCACAAAUUGACCGAUUCCACAAGUUAUAGCAUGGGUGUGGCUUAUAAUAUUGUAUGAAGUCUUACACAAACUACAUACCAUCAAAAUUUGUUUUGGAAAAAUAACCUCUAUCACUGAUGAAACAAGUGUAAAAAUGUCCCAAAAACUGACUUUGAAUCAAAGAAUGUUUUGAAUUUUAGGGGGAAAUAAAUGGGCUAAAUUCCAAACUAAGGCACAGAAAAGUUCAGACGUCAAUGUUGACCAGGAGAUUUGUGCUAUAUCUAGGAGACUCCCUGAUAAUCCGGGAGAUUUUCCGUACAUGUAAACUUCAGGUAAUGCAUAAUUUUGGUAACUGAAUGCAUAUAAUGAUGGUACAAUUUUUGUUCAGGUUCUUGUUUUGGUCUGCGCUGGUUCACUCCAACAUGUGAAGUUCCACUGUGUGGACAUGCAACACUGGCAUCAGCUGCAGUUUUGUUCAAUGUUUUGGGUGAGUAUAUGUUAAAUUAAAUCCAGUCCCUGAAAAAAGCACAACUUCCCCCUAAAAUAAAUGCAAUUGACACCAGGCCCCAGUCGUUCAAAUGUUGGAUGCUGCUAUCCACGGCAUAAAUCACUAUCUAGCAGAAGUAUUAGGGAAACCUGGAACACUGUAUAUUGAAUGGAUAGAGAUUUAUCCAGUGGAUAGGAUAGCAUUAUCCUCUUUCGAACAACUUGGCCCAGGUCGUGUUCUUGUAAAUAAAGCUACCAUUUCCUUAACCACCGAUUAAAAUGUUACUUUCUCAGUCUUUUCUAGUUUUUUUUUUUUUUUGCAUUUGGCUUUGCAUUUGCAGAGUAUCCUUACUAGCACUUUGUCAACACUUGCAAACAAUGUGACUUUUAAUUUUUUUAAACUGGGAGAAAUGCUGUUUCCAUUUCAUGUUUUUCAUUUAGGUAACACCAAUACAGAAAUAACAUUUGAAACUUUGAGUGGAAAUCUAAUGGCCAGAAAACAAGGUAAGUCUGAAAGGUAAAUGCACCAAACAUUACGCCAUGUUCACUAAAGCUGAUGUGAUAUUCUUUUUUGUUUUCUUUCUAGGUUCAUCAAUACGCAUGGAUCUUCCAUUAAAUCCUUCAGAACCACUUUCUGAGGUAAACUGAUAUAACUCAAAUUUGGAUCUCCAUAAAUUGUUUUUUAAUUUAUUUAUUUCACGUGAACUGAAAAAAAUGUUAAAUAGCAAAAAGGGGGUACAUCGUCUUGUAGUAGACCAUGAGUAGUCCCCCAUUUGUCCUCAGGGAUAGUAGAGCGAGCGAAACCCGAGCGGGCGUGAAAAUCACCCAAUGCGAGACAAAGCGACAUGCCUCGCGUCUCGCCUUUCUCACGUGGGGUGAUUUUCACGCGCGCUCGCGUUUCGCUCGCUCUACUAUCCAUGGGGAAAAAUGGGGGACUACUCUUAGUCUAUCUUGUAGAAACACAAAUUUGCGUGUGUCGAACAAAUUCAUAAUGAUACAGUUUCGGAUAAAUCCAGUUCGUUUCUGUUUUGCCACUUUCAAGCAAUGUUGUCAAAAGGCUGCGCAAUUUACUUUGCUGCUUAUACGUGAUCAGUAUCAUAAUUGGUUCUUUCUUGGGCGUGACAGGUAGGGCACUUAUUGUUAGGAGCGCUUACAUCGUAGUUUUUAGUUUUAGGAGGGGUGCUUAUCGGAAGCUGGGUACACUUACUGUACUUAAUAGUUACAAUAACUAAGUCAAUUACAAGCUGCCGAGUCACUAAAACAGAUACCUUUCUUGUUCUUUUAAACUGGGGUGUUAAGGAGCCUUCUUGCGCACGUGUCUUGUGGUCUAUGCUCCACUGACGAUUGCAUUUGCUCGCCUGGGAAACGUGGAAGAACAACGCCUCCUCUGCACGCUAGGUUUGGGGAGAUGAACGUACAUCCAUAACCGUAACUUCGCCGUAACACUGAUAACUCCAAUGCCGUAAUGCCGUAAAUUCCGGGGAGAUUACUUUAAGCUGCUUUAAGGGCCGGAAUGAAAUCAGGAAGAAAGAACGGCCCGCAUCAUGGGAGACUCCAUAAGACCGGUUACCGCAAACUCUACCAUAUGUCACUCAAGUGAUACUUUGCCCCUUGGGCUGCCUGUGCAGACUAGAAUAAUCUGCUAGAGCACUUAUGGCGAAGAAACAUGGUAAACACAAACACCUCUCAAAAAUCUGAAACGUGGUAAUGUACAGCAGAAGUUUCUAGAAUAUGACGCAAAAAUUGAGCAAUCGAUGCGUACCAGUAAUAAAGGGUAUACCGUUUCUGUUUUCUUCUUUAAUAGGAGGACCAAACCAUCUCAAGAUUGAUUAGAACAGGUAUUCGUCAUCAGUCAUAAAUUGGACAUUUUAAGGUCGAGUGUCAGACUGGGUUGGUGUUGUGUCGAACAGUACUAUGGGAAUGCUUUGGGGAUUCUAUUUCUUUAUUUAUUGGCUCGGUUACGAGGUUUCGCGGGAAACUGUGACAGAAUUCUCUCUCCCCCCCCCCCCUCCGGCUUAAACAGUCCCGCAACACUGAACCGGUGUUAACCCAGGUAUUAAGCAAAUCUUUUAUACAUGGCACGGUCUCUUAAUCAUGUUGUACAAGGCAGUUCUAACUUUUGCGUCUGUAAACGUAGUUCUAAAAUGUGACCAUGCAGUUUAAAUCUUUUGCUGCGACCGUUAAACUAAAAUCGUUGGAGUUCCACUGUCCUGUCAGUGAUACUAGGGAGCUUAGGCAGCAAAGGCGGCGACGGCUACGAAAACGCCACUUAAAACGUGAAUUCUCACGGCGUUAAACUUUAUCGCGGUUAUUCUAUCUCGUUCUGUUCGGCAGAUGUUGGCAAGUUUUUGUGCAGUACUGUUGAAUUCAAAAGACUGUAUGGAAGUUCAGGGAAAGAAAAAGAAAGUCAUUGUCUUGUGUUCGCGUCCUCCACAGAACGUGAGAUUAUAUAUUUUUACGUCGUUGUCGUGCAGUGACGGCAAAGAAAUGUACAAAAAAGCGUGAUGCACGUGAGAAAUUGUUGUUUUGCUAAUCUACACCUAUUGGUUUUUCACCGUUCUCGUUGCCGUCGUCGUCGUCUUUGCUUAAGCUCCCUGCUGUUUACCAUGCCGCACUUAUAAUCUGUUGACGAAUUCAAGAAGACAGUAGGGAGUUUUAGCGACGACGACGGCGACGGAAGCGAGACCGUCAAAACAGCAAUAGGUUUAUUAAGCAAAACAACAGGUUUGCACGUGCAUCACGCUUUUCUGUACAUUUCUUAGCCGUCACUGCACGACUACGACGCGAAAAUGCCUAUUUUUACGUUUUAUGGAGGACGUAAAUAAGCGACGACGAAAUUUUCUUUCUCUUUCUUAACUUGAAUGCGGUCCCAAAGAAAUCAAAUCUUGAGAAAUUUGUCUACUUUGGACAUUUUCAGCGAAUUGGAAUAAACGCGAAAAAGUUUGAAAAAACGCCAAUUCAUUUGAAAAGUGACGUUUUCGCUGCCGUCGCCGUCGUCGAUGCUGAAAGUCCCUAGUGUCAACAACACACAACACCAAUAAACUACCAGAAGUCGUAACUCGUAUUCACAUGAAAAUAACUAAGAAAAAUUUACACCGUGCAGUUUUGUAUAGUUUGUUCUGCUCUUAACUUUUACCCCACUUUCCUGACGUUAUAUUUCUUUUCAUUUUUCUCCUUUUUAAAUGUAGUUGUAGGGGAACUUGCAGUAAAGGAGGUGGAAUACUCCAAAACAACCAAGAAACUCCUGCUAUGUUUGCAAACUUCCUUGACAAGGUCAGGCUGAAGCAGCAACAAGUAUUAUUCAUUAUUAAGAAUUUCCAUUACCAAUUUAACCGUGCUGGUCGUCGUUUCAACGUUCUGGACGCCGUGACGUCUUGUGUAAACGAUCUAUAAUCUCAAUCAUUUUAUCGCAGCUACCUUUCCUCAGGUCCUGUUGAGUUUCUUCUAUCUCCCUCAUCUCUAUUAAACGAUCUGUUUGUUGGGAGGGACCUCUCUAAUGCUCUAACACACACGUGACAUUUGUGUGUUGGCUUCUAAUUUCUUUUUGGGCACACAAAGAGAUAGGAAAAACCCUUUGAAGUUGAUUCGUCAAGUCUGUUAGAUACGCCUUCUAAUCAACAUCUCUCUUUCAGCCCUGGUUUAUACCCGUAUUAACCUGUCAACCUGUAUUAACCCUUUAAGCCCCAAUAUCCACAUACAAAUUCUCCAGACUGAUCCCCAUACAUUUCCCUAAAGAAUUAGUUUAGAGAAUUUGAUAAAUGAUCGAAGCAUUUCCCUUAGGUGAUCAUUUUAUUAAUUCUCAUAAACUUUUCUUUUGAUAAUGUAUUGAAAUUGUGAGGAGAAAAUUGAUGUUGGUCACUCUUGGGCACGAAGGGUUUUAUAGGAGCUGUGUCCGCACGAAAUUUAUUGAAAUUCAAACAGUGGAAGCUGCUACCAAAUUGAGUGAAACAUAAAAAUAACCGCGCGAAACAUUAAAAGAAGGAAUGAAAAACACAACAAAUACAAAAGGAGGCGCGGAUGGACAAAUUGAAGACGAGUGAAUUGGAUUGGAAUUGUGGUUUUUAAGAGUUAACUUUUGUUGUUUGUAACGUUUGAUAUAAUCUUGGAAUACAUAUUUGGUUGACACGAAGCUGUGAUUUUGUCAUUCACAAGUUAUUUCACAAGUUCCGUGGUGAACAAGGACGCGUCAUGAUUAUUUUUGACAAAAUGAACAAGACAACUAUGACAUAGUCCUGUUAAGGUGAUGUUACACUGGACGAUCCGCAGCGACGAUUUUUAGCUCAACAAAGCGUUGCAACAUUAUUGCUACAUUGUUUCGAAUGGUUACAACAUUGUUCCAACAUUGCAACGCUGUGUUGCACUAAAAAUCGUCUUUGCGAAUCGUCCCGUGUAACAUCACCUUUAAGCGGUCAGUUGGUCUUUUCGCAAGGAUGACCGCUUGAGACAGCUUUGACUGUAGGUUUGACAAGCGGAAUUCAGUGUGCAGGCAAAAGAAGAGUGGUUAAAUGCUGUUUCGUGUGAUCUCCGUUAUCGUUAAUAUUUUGUUGACGUUAAGACUGUUCUUUUAAUCAGGCAGGACUUAGAAAAGCUCUCUCCAGACUUCCAGGCAAUGAUGUCAGCUCACUCGGCUGGGCUUGUCCGUGGUGUAAUUGUAACUCUUAAGGGGAAUAAGUCAAACGGCUGCGUCGACAAUAGUGGAGCAGUUUACGACUUUGUUUCACGAUACUUUGCGCCUUGGGUUGGUAUCCCUGAGGAUCCAGUAACAGGUUAGUGAACUAGAGUUACAGGCCGCCCACGCUAUCUUUUUUAGCCCAGUUUGUUUUAGCAUUGUGAUUAGGAAAGCAACUUUGUCUAGAACAUGUCAAAUGCCUCCUCCCAGUGAGAUGUAAGUCCGCAGACGUAUCUUUUGAGAGAUCGUGUAGUUCCUUUUUAAGACCCAUAAGUAAAGGCCUUACUCCUCUCUGUGAAAAUAAGUGUGGGACAAAGUCUCAUUUCCAAAGAAAACAAAGCCCAAGACUCAAAUUGCUGCCGUUCACGGUAGCGCUUUUCCAAAGCAGGAUUUAUUUAGCGUGGGAUAACGGUGGAUUUAACCUACCGUAAACUGCCGUUUAUAAACACAAGCUCGAGAGUUGUCCAAUACAGUCGACUGAUGGACUCCAUCGGCCGACUUUCCAGCCCUCCCCCAUCCAAAUGACGUGAAUUCAAUGCUUAUUUAAAAACCAGUGAAUGUAAGAGAUGUUUUGAACAGCUUUGCGAAGUCUUGUUUCCAUGCGCUUGUUCUAUUCCGGUUAUAUCCCUCGGAUAUAAGCUCCUCCGUUUAUAAACCCCUUACGAAGAUGUAUAAGCCCACGGCUUGUCAGCGGCAGUUUACGUUAUUUUAGCAUUCGUAGAUGGCUUUUUGCCUAAAUUUUAACUGCUGUCAUACUUGGGCGUUAAUAUGGGAGUUAACGUGCGAUAAUAGUUCUGUAUUUUAUUUAGGGUCUGCGCACACGGUCCUUGCUAGUUAUUGGUCGUCAAGGCUACAAAAGAAUGAUUUAUAUGGUAAGUUAGGCGCCCAUUACAGGGAGCCCAGCCUUCCUUAAAUUCUGUAUCCAGAUCCCCCAUGGCUAUACCCAACACGACAAAAAGGGAAACCUACAGAAACUGUAAGUCAGGUCUGAUGAAGAUGAAGUAUCUGCAAUUUGUCCGCUCGUACAAGUUGUGAAAAGUAUAUUUCCACUCUUGUCAUGUCGACAGUAUUGGACGUGACUGAAGUUUCAUUGAAGUACUGAGGUUGACUGGAGAAACAUUAAGCUCUCCACCUAGGAAGAGAUCUAGAAAUCCAAUAAUUUCUGAAACAGCGGCCUAAGUUAGACUUGUUUUAAAUAAUCGACCCAUACUGUUUAUUUUAUUUUAUUUUUUCCGUUACAGCUCGGCAGUGUUCUCCGCGUGGAGGGGAACUUACUAUUCAGGUGCGCGAAGACGGCAGGGUCGACAUCGCAGGACAAGCGGUGCUCGUUUUACAAGGAAGUUUGUACUUGUGA